AUGCCCCCCCACCCCAGGUCUCCCGAUGUGGACGGUCAGCCCCCGGCGUUGCCCCCCAAGCAGUCCCGUCGGAGUCAGCUGAGCCGCUCGCCCUCGCAACAGGAGCUGGACAACAACCACGUCAACGAGCUCUACGACACACCCGCGCCCUCUGACAAGAGCAUGUUGAACGGAGUGGUGCCUCAUGACAACCUGGUCCUGAUUAAGAUGAGGCCGGAUGAGCACGGACGGUUUGGAUUCAACGUCAAGGGCGGGGCGGAUCAGAAGAUGCCCAUCAUUGUGUCGCGGGUGGCCCCUGGAACCUCGGCGGACCUGUGCGUGCCGCGGCUGAACGAGGGGGACCAGGUGGUUCUGAUCAACGGGCGGGACAUCUCGGACCACACGCACGACCAGGUGGUGAUGUUCAUCAAGGCCAGCUGCGAGGGCAACGCCGGAGAGCUCAUCCUGCUGGUGCGCCCCAACGCCAUCUAUGACGUGGUGGACGAGCGUCUGGACUCUGAGCCGGACUUCCAGUACAUUCCGGAGCAGGCGAGCGGCGACCGGUCAGCGCUGGACCCCGAGGCCUGGAGGAUCUCCAUGCACCAGCUCCGCGAGGGGCUCAACUGCGGGGCCGUGCUCGCACAGUUCGACCAACUGUACCGAAAGCGUCCUGGAAUGACCAUGUCUUGUGCCAAAUUACCUCAGAACAUUUCCAAAAACAGAUACAGGGACAUAUCUCCAUAUGAUGCAACGCGGGUCAUCCUGAAAGGUGGCGAGGAUUACAUCAAUGCCAAUUACAUAAACAUGGAGAUCCCUGCGUCGGGGCUGAUAAACCGCUACAUAGCGUGCCAGGGUCCGCUGCCCAACACGUGCGCUCACUUCUGGCAGAUGAGCUGGGAGCAGGGCUCCUCCCUGGUGGUCAUGCUCACUACGCAGGUGGAGCGAGGCCGGGUCAAGUGUCAUCAGUACUGGCCCAACCCUUCCAAUAGUGCCACCUACGGCUGUUUCCAGGUCAACUGUUUGUCUGAGGAGGGCAACUGCGCCUACACAGUCCGAGAGAUGACCCUCACCAACACUGAGACGGAGGAGGAGCGGCCGCUGACCCAGCUGCAGUACAUGGCCUGGCCGGACCACGGCGUCCCCGACGACUCCACGGACUUCCUGGACUUUGUGGCUCUGGUGCGCGGCAAGAGGGAGGGCAAGGACGAGCCGGUUGUUGUGCACUGCAGUGCUGGGAUUGGUCGGACCGGAGUUCUCAUCACCAUGGAAACAGCGAUGUGUAUGAUCGAGAGUAAUCAGCCUGUGUACCCAUUAGACAUCGUGAGAACAAUGAGGGACCAGAGAGCCAUGAUGAUUCAAACCCCUAGCCAGUACCGGUUUGUGUGCGAGGCGAUCCUGAAAGUGUACGAGGAGGGCCUGCUCUCUCCCCAGUCGACCCCCGUCGAGGAAGAGCCCGGAGCGGCCGCAGACCAAACCUGACCGGCUGCGCUGCCACUGACCCAUGAGGAGCGCCCCCUCCUGGACAAGGAGGGGGAUGGACACUGACUGGAGGGGAAAAGAGAGAGAGGGGAGAGGGGGUAAAAAUAACGAAACAAAAACAAAAAAUCUAAGCACUGAUGCACUUUAUGUUAACAAGAGAAAAAGAAACAGUGAUAUGUGGAGAUUUAUGUUUAAACAAACAAAAAGCAAAACAAACAAAAAAAAAAGAAAGAAAAUAAGUGGGUAAAAAAAUGACAUAAGGUUGCAUAAUUUGGUAUUUUCUAGAAUUAACAAGCUUUUCAGGGUGAUGUUGGAGUAUGUGUGGAUCGCUGUAGUGCCAUAAAUUAGGACAAGCCCGUUGGAACAACACACACGAGAACAAUCGGACAACUAGACAAUACAUCAGCGCUCCUUUACUCUCACGGCAGGCAGCCUGUUUUAAAAGGAUAUUUAUUCUAUUUUAUUUGUUUAAAAGAAGAAAAAGGCUUAUAGAUUCUUUAUUCUUUAUUUUUUUUCUCAUGCUGACAUUCUGAAUUGGGGAAAUAAGUAUCUCUUCUUUUUUUAAUUAUUAUUGUGAUAUUCUUUCUCUCUCUUUUUUGCAUUUCCUGCAACGCAGUUCUCACUCAUAUGAUCAUUGACAAUGUGGUCAUGUGACUGUGUGGUCAUGUAACUGAUCAUGUGAUCAUGUGAUCAUGUGGAAGAUCAGGAUCAGAAUCUCUGCUGAAAGGCUGUGAGCUGUUUUUGGGCAGGGAGUGAUUUUGUUGUUAUUGUUGUUUUUUUGUUUUGUUUUGUUUUUUGUGCUGCAUAAACUGGAUCCUUCUGAAACUGGACCGGAGACCCGUCUCCUUCCUCGUGCUCACCCUUCACACACACACACACACACCAGUCAUACCUACUGCUCUCUCUACAGGGAGCGUCACAAUCCACCCAUUACUUGGUGGGCACUAUAUGUGUGCGGUUCCUUUUCUGUGUGUGUGUGUGUGAGAGAGAGAGUGUGUGUGUGUGUGUGUGUGUGUGUGUGUGUGUGUGUGUGUGUGUGUGUGUGUGUGUGUGUGUGUGUGUGUGUGUGUGAGUGAGUGAUAGUGCCAGCCUUUGCUCAUGUUUUUUUUUAUGGUGCAAACAUCCUCUGCCAGCCGCCUUCAACUCCCACAAUGCUUUGUAACGAUUCCCCACCCCACCUAAAAUUACCAACAAACAAACUGUAGAUACACACAUCUUGAUUUUGUUUUUGAAAAUUUUCCAUCAGGUUUUUUUUUUUUUUUACACAUUUGCUUUCAAGGUACACAAGCUUCAAAAGCAAGUACUAGCUUAAAAACGACAAAAAUAAUAAUAAUAAUAAUAACAAUAAUAAUAAUACGAUAUUGAAGACAAUACAGUCAGCAACAGCGGUAUGACUUGGACUCUAGUGCCGUGGUGCAUGUGUACUGUCAAACUUGUGAAAAUGUUUCUUACGCUGCCAAAAAAACCCUUUAUAUGUAUAAGCUGUCUCCUGCAAUGUAAGCUGAUGGGGCCACAGCUGACAUCUGUGCUUCAGGUGCUGCCGUCUUGCCAUUUGUUUAGAUUGUUUAUUGUUUCUUAAUUUUUGUUUUAAUUUGUUUGUUUUUUGGUACAGUGAGUUUUGUGAGGUAUGCCUUGCCACAGGAAAAUGAUGAUUUGUUUCCCCCCUAAAUGUAUCUAAUUUAUCUUAUCUUAAAAAAAAAAAAAAACAGAAAAAAAAAAAAAAAGACUGACCGUCAAUUCUAAAGAGUCUUACUGAGUGGGGUGAGAGGGUAUUCGUGGUUUCUCUCAGACAAACAUCACCAAUGAUGUUCUAUCUCACCCAGCAGGCGCUUCUGCGCCCCUGACUCCCCAAUCCCACAAUACACACACACACACACACACAUACAUACAUAUAUACACACACGCGCACACACACACACACACACACACUCACACACACACACACACACACACACACACUCACUUUCACACACUCUCUCGAUCAAACACUGGCCUGAGUUGGUGCCCGAUACCCCGGUAGUGGGCACAGGCGGUGAGUUGGCACUGAGGAUGCCCCAGUUCUGCCGGCAGAGCUUCAUCCUCAGGAUGUCUGGUGGGAAGGCCUCUGGAAACCUGGUCCUGUCAUCUUUAGCUGACUAGUAUUCAUUUUUUUAUUUGAUUUUAUUUUGGAUUAUUUCAGCUGUCAAUCUCACAGACACUUUAACGUGAAGUGAAAUAGGAGUGAACAAGUGAUACAUGACACAUGCAAGUCAAUAAUUCAGAUGACUUUUUAAGGACAUUUGCCUCUGUUUUUGUUUUUGUUUGUUUGUUUUGUUUUGUUUUUGUUUUUGUUUUUGUUGAUGGUGGUACAACGGAGUAGGACUGGGGCUUCCAGGACCAACAUGAUUUUCAUCCUCCUGAAUGUUCCGUAACGAGACUUGCUGGGUUUAACUAAGUGUUGUGAUGGCUCCUGAGCUAGAGAUUUGCUAUUGAUAUCAUUUAGUUGGGGGGAGUCGGUCGGGGCUAUUUUUGUAAAAGAGACCCUUUUGUGCGCCCCUGGAAUGGACAGCACUUUUGCAGCUGACUGUGUAGACGACAGUGCUACGUGAGAAUUCAUAGUUUGAGAGUGUGUGUGUGUGUGUGUGUGUGUG
Messenger RNA from Sardina pilchardus (European sardine), 4088 nucleotides. Its product is annotated as tyrosine-protein phosphatase non-receptor type 4-like. Gene Ontology annotation, cellular component: cytoplasm; cytoplasmic side of plasma membrane. Gene Ontology annotation, molecular function: protein binding; protein tyrosine phosphatase activity. NCBI's taxonomy places the organism in Eukaryota, Metazoa, Chordata, Actinopteri, Clupeiformes, Clupeidae. The coding region runs from base 1 to 1458 and encodes 485 amino acids. The record is from RefSeq and is a predicted model, not a curated record. Gene Ontology annotation, biological process: protein dephosphorylation. The transcript is spliced from 12 exons.